CCAAAAAAUCUAAUCUUUGAAAUUACUUUGCAUCAAUUCCUAAUAAUUUUCGAGAAAAAAACUUUUCUGGAGAAUGGUUUUCUGGGGAACAUGACACAGUCACUCAUAAACAAUUCCAAUAUUUAUAAAUUUAUUUAUUUAAGAUUUAUUUUGUACUCCGUUGGUUUGACAAAGUCUUUGAAAAAUAUUUGCAACGGCCCAAUUAAAAAACAAUGAAAUUGUUGUUUUUUUAUACUUUAUUAUUUCAUUUAAGUUUUUGAAUCUCAUUUUAAAAAAUAAAUUCAUCGAAAUGUUGAAACCAUGGCUUGUAUUUUCAAUUUUUAUACUCUACUGCCUCAUCUUCGAUUUUGGUCAAGGGACAUAAACCUUUAAUAAAUAUUUACAACGUUCUUAAUUUAAAAACGUUACUUAAUCCACCUUUAGGUGGUUGGUGCCUUCCUCUCAUUUAAAGAGUGAUUCCAACCCCCCUAAAGUGUCCAAAUGGUUUAUGGAUCGCCCCUUACGUGAUCACAGCACCAAAGAGGUCCUAAUAACAAUAAGUGAUGAGUAAAAAAACAGACUGCCUACAGACUUUUUGUCAAGAUUGUACAUACACCGCCGCGGGCAAACAGAUUGAGGUUAAGUUAAUUUAGACCAUUUUUUAAACUGCUUGUAAUUUUAGAUACAUAAGUCAGAUCUUGAAAAUUCUUAAUCCACAAGAAAGGUAAUUUCAGAACCUUUCUAAAAAUAUAUAAUAUGGCAGGUUUUCAUGCAAAAACUACCCUUUUUUGCAAAUUGUGAAAUUUAUAUGCAGCAGUUUUUAAAGCAUAACUUUUGAUGUGCUUUACUAAAUCUUAUAAAUUUCAAGACGAAUCGAAAGAGGCCAAUACGGUCAAAAUCGGCUCAGUCAGUGACGAGAUAUUCCAGUGACAUUGAUUUGGUACACAUACAGCCAAACAAACAGACAUUUGCCCAGCUGGUGAUUCUGAGUCAAUAUGUAUAAAUGACGGUAGGUCUAGGAUGAUGUCUAAUUAAAAAGUUCAUUUUUCGAGUGAUUUUAUAGCCUUACCUCAGUAAGGUGAGGAAGGCAAAAAAUAUAUGUAUAUAUUUUUUACUGGCCCUAUUUGAAAUUCCCCCACUUUUAAAAUAUUUAUAAUUUUUCGAAACUUCAAAAAAAUUGAUUUCUUUUAAUCUACUGUUUAUAUUUUUGGAUUUUUCAAUAUUUAUGAAUUAAAUGCGUACUGAAAAGUUGAACUUAUCAGAACUUUUGUUAUUGGCUAGUUUGUUACUUCAGACAUAAAUUGCAUGGUUUUGAAUGAAUCAGUCAGAAGGAAUCUAGUUACAAAUCACCAGAAGAUUCGACUCCAAAUCGUCUGGACCAAAUCUCAAGGAGGGGAGGAAUGAAUGACUAGACAUGAAUCGCACAUACGGCGCUCACGAGUGAAAUCGAAAGUUUUAAUGAUGGGUCACGUGAAUGCACAAACCUACGCGUGGAAGAGUGUGUUGGCACAGAUUUAGCUGUCUUUUGAGAUUUUUUUAAUUGUAGAAAUUUUCAGUUGCAUUUGAAAAGUUGUUUUUUUUUUCUUCAAUCAAUGAAAGUAGUAAUUUAAACCAAGAGCUAAAAACUCCAAAUCGGUGCCAACAAUCAUCAUAUUUUUGGCAAUUUGUUGACCUGUGACCUCUUCGUGGCCACCCUUUGGGGAGCAUAUAUUACGACCGUCGGCGAAACCUUGAAAUUCAGUUUCGCUCCAGACCUUGACCAAUCGACACGAUGUUGGGGCGCGCCACUUCAAACAUUAGUGUGUUUGUUUUGCUUUUGGUGUUAUGUGUGACGCUGAAAGAAACGCAUGGAAUCAAGCAUUUGAACGAUUUGAUUGCGAAUCUGAACAGAACGUGCGCUUCGUUGGAAAAAUGGCAAAACUUCAUGUCCACCGCGAAGAUGUCGAUGCCGACGAUGGUGACCUCGAGCCAGACCGCACCGAUCGGGUCCUGCAAGCGCAUUCCGAUGGACGCCAGCGGGUUGUACCUGCUGCAGCCGGCCGAGUCCGUGUACCCCUUUCCGGUGUUUUGUGACCAGGAAACCUUUAUCGGAAGCCACGGAUGGACCGUGAUCCAGAGCCGUCAGGUGGAUGGCCAGCUGAGCUUCAACCGCACCUGGACCGAGUACCGGGACGGGUUUGGAUCGCCGCGGGGCGAGUUCUGGCUCGGGUUGGAGCGCAUUCACCAGAUGAUGCGGUACGCCCGGUACGAACUGUUGAUCGUGUCGAAAACGCGGGACGGGCGGAUGGAGGCGGCGCGGUACACGUCGGUGACGGUGGCCGGAGAGGACCAGGGCUACCAGCUGAUGGUGGGAAGCUUCGUGUACGGAAGCGCAGGCCGGACCAUGGAGUUUAGCCACGGGGCACGGUUCAGUACGCCGGAUCGGCCGGACGGGGACUUUGACGGGCACCGGUGCGCCCAGCAGAUGGCCAGCGGAUGGUGGUUCCGAGAGUGCGAGCCGUUGCCGGAAAAUGCAACGGAAGGGGAGGAACCUAAACCGACGAAACCGGCCAUCAAGUGCGACAAGGAAAACCAUCCGUACGGUGGACACUUUUACAUGGCAGAUCCCUGUCUGGCGGAGACGCGAAUCAUGAUACGAGAGUUAUAAUCAUAGGAUAUUAAAUAAGCCCAGUGAAAAAAAUAUGGCAGAGGUGGUUUUAACCUCGAAACGAGUAUUUUUUCGUCAGAGUGUUGUAACGAAAACAAAGAGCUGUCAAUUUGGAAUGAAAUGGAAACAAUUUUAUUUUAAUUUUUUUUAUGUGACAGCUUAUUACUUGUCAUUAAACAAGCUGAUAUAAAACUUCUGAUUAUUUAUUAAAUAAAAUAAAAAUUAAAAAUAAAUAUUAAGGAAGGUUUUAUAACAUUUUUUUAUUUGAUUUUUUCAUU
Messenger RNA from Culex pipiens pallens (northern house mosquito), 2904 nucleotides. RefSeq names its product microfibril-associated glycoprotein 4-like. Bases 1751 to 2626 code for a protein of 291 amino acids. Lineage: Eukaryota; Metazoa; Arthropoda; Insecta; Diptera; Culicidae. The transcript is spliced from 4 exons. The record is from RefSeq and is a predicted model, not a curated record.